CAGGUGGGCGCGAGGUUUGCGCUACAGUUUAUGUGCGUCUAUGUACAUAGUUGUGUGUUACUCACGUUAAGUCGCGUGCGUCUCCUCUGUGUCAUGUCUCCCCGAAUUGGGUACGCGAAUGCGCUCGGAUGGGUGAAAGGGGGACGGGAGGGUGGUGACUGAAGAGUGGGGGAGGCACUAGCGUUUCGUGCUCGCGUGUGUUUAUUUGUUUUGGGUAGCCGUAAUGGAAAUGAGCGUGCGUAACUCGCACUCUGACGGCAAAGUGGACGGGCUCGGAAGCCGCAACGGCGAUACGACUGACAUCACGGUGUCACUAUCGCACCCAGGCAAGCGGAUGAGCCCGAUCGAGGGAGGCAGUUUGUAUAGACUCAGAGACAGAAAGUUCCUUCUGGAGGACAAGCGGCGCCUUUGCGCAUGUGCGCUCGGAGCCGCUCUCCUCGGGAUCCUGCUCAUGAUCCUGCACGCCGAGCUCUGUCCAGCCGUUUACCUGCCGGGGUCCAUCUAUGCCCUCUGUAUAAACUGCCUCAUCAGCUUCUCCACUGGCUGUCUGCUAAUCCUUAUCAUCGCCUUCCAUUAUAAAGACGUCCGGCUCUUCAUCAUAGACCACAACCAAGUGGAUUGGCGUAUUGCCAUGACCACCAACCGUGUGCUCUGCAUUUCUCUGGAGUUAUUGGUCUGUUCCCUCCACCCAGUGGGCAUCUACUUGGGCCCCUUGACUUCAGCGACAAACUCUUCCUCCUCCACUCUCCCCCCAGUUACGACGCCACUGUGCCUCUGCAGCAGUCCCAUGGAGGCAUGGCUGGAGUUGGAGCUAGUGCUAUCAGCACUGAUGUUCUUGCGCCUGUACCUGGUGCACCGGGCCAUUCUGCUUCACAGCAAGGUGCUGCUGAGUGCCUCAUAUAGGAGCAUUGGCUCACUUAACAACAUCAACUUCACUUUCCGCUUCGUUCUCAAGGUACUCAUGAACAAGUAUCCGGCACGCACACUCCUGGUUUUUAUCAUGCUCUUCUGGUUUACCUCUGCCUGGAUGCUACGGCUGUGUGAAAGGCAGGCCCAGGUGGAGACAGGUGGUAUGGGUACAGCUCUCUGGCUCAUCGCUAUCACCUUCCUAACAGUAGGUUAUGGAGACGUGUCUCCCACAACUACCUGUGGCAAAGUGGUCUGCCUCUUCGCAGGCGUCAUGGGCGUAGCGUGCACUGCCAUGUUAGUUGCAGUAGUUACGAAGAAGCUGGCACUGAACAAAGGAGAGAAACAUGUUCACUUCUUCAUGAUGGAUAUCCAGAUCUCUAAAGAGAUUCGCAAUGCUGCUGCUAACGUGCUGAGGGAAUGCUGGCUUCUCCAUCGCACCAUACAGGCCAGGGACAAGCACAGCGAGCACCGACGACACCAGAGAUGUCUGCUGGAGGCCAUUCGUAUAUUUCGUCACCUACGGCUGAAGCAGAGAAAGCUGAGGGACUACACAAGUGAGAUGGUGGACCUCUCCAAGAUGCAGAUGAUAAUGUGUGACCUGAGUGCCAACUGGAACAACUCAUACCGAGAGCUUGAGCAGCGUAUCAUCUCUAUGGAGCAGAAGCUAGAUGAGUUGGGCCAGUCAUUCCAGUGCACAUCCGAGCUCCUGAGCAAAGCACUGCAGCACCGACACCUUGUCCACAGGUGACGUGUGGCAUAUUGUUCCUCCGAAACAAUACAGCGGAGGCUCAGAUCAAAACUGCACAAAACUACUUGGAUCAGCAUAAAUGGAGAACAUGUGAUUUCUUUUUCAACAGACCUCCAGGGAGCAGUUGCUGCACGGACUUCUUUUUUGCAAAUGGGAAGAUUACCGCUCUUGGAUAUGGAAUUAGGACAAAAAUCAAAUGUAUUUAUGACAAUAUUUAUGUGUAUCUAUAUCUGCAGCACUGUGGUUCAGUGUUUGAUGCUUUUCAGGUUUAGUGAAAAUGUUUUCCUUUUUAAAUUCCAUAGUGCUUUAAAAGACAAAGUGAUCUCAAAGCUUUUUGAGCCCAUUUGAGUCCAUUUAAGACCAAGAACUUUUUUUUUAUCAUCAAUUAUCAUUAAUAGAUUUUUGCUGUGUUUAUUCUUCAGGAUGUAGUAUUAUUAAUACUGAGCAGAACUCAACAUUUGGCAUAAAACCAAAUUUAAAAAAUGAUCAGCUUCCAAUAUUCUCUUUUUAAAUUCUACGGGGGAUUUGUGCUCAUUCAGCUUGAUUUAGGAUGCAGUCUGUAUUUCCGUUGUUAAGGAUAUCUAGUGGCUCCUUCCAAGACCAUCCCAAAUGGGGGGGGGGGGGGGGGGGUUAUUUUAGCUAACAGUCUAAACUACACAUUUGGUGUUUUAUAAUAUUGGCAUGUUUACCGAAUCUUAGGUCUAUUUUUGACAGUUCUACGUAGCAUCUUCUAGAAAUUCAGCAUGCCAGAUUCAAAUUGUUGAUGCCACCAUAUCAAUGAUUUAAUAAAUUAUGCAGCGGUCAAAUCGUAAGGAAAAAAACAGUGCCAAACAUAGCUAGGGUACUUUUGUUACCUUGUCUAAAAUGUACCUUUAGUUAAAUAUCUCAUUGUAAUUGAAAUACUCGGAUUUUGUGUCACGGUUACAGGUUUGGAGUUUAAUUAUGUGGCCUCUUGUGGGUGUUUGUUUCUGCAGAGCAGCCGAAAGCCAAUAAAGAAGAUCCGACAGCAUCAGAGGAAAUAGUCUGUUUAAUUUGUCAUGAAUUAGUUGUAAUUAGACAUGUAAUGAAGGAAUGUAAAUCUGUUCAAUCUUUUACACUGCACUAGUCAAACAAAGUGCUUCGAAACAAACAUAUCAAACCAAUCGGAUGAAUUAAAAGCCAAUGUAAUGCUUAAGCAAUUAAGCAUGACAAUUUUUUGGCUCCCAAGAUAAAAAUAAUAAAGAGACAAUGUUGUAUCUGCAGUACGACUUUCAAUAAAUAGAUGUCUUAAUUCAA
This is a messenger RNA of Tachysurus vachellii, 2932 nucleotides long. It is a transcript of the gene kcnn4, whose product is annotated as potassium intermediate/small conductance calcium-activated channel, subfamily N, member 4. The record is from RefSeq and is a predicted model, not a curated record. Gene Ontology annotation, biological process: potassium ion transmembrane transport. The transcript is spliced from 9 exons. Gene Ontology annotation, molecular function: small conductance calcium-activated potassium channel activity; intermediate conductance calcium-activated potassium channel activity; calmodulin binding. Gene Ontology annotation, cellular component: neuron projection; neuronal cell body; plasma membrane. Bases 224 to 1657 code for a protein of 477 amino acids. Lineage: Eukaryota; Metazoa; Chordata; Actinopteri; Siluriformes; Bagridae.